UCCUUAAUCCAUGUCGUUUGGCCGUAUUUAGAGGUUGAUGAGGAAGGAUAGGUGUUGCCAUAACAGACUGAUAGAGGUGAGGAGGGUUACACAGGAGAGACAAGCCGGUUCAGAGCGACUGGGUUCAUCGGAGAGAAGGAAGGAGAAGACACACAGGGAUACAGACAGAAAACCCAGCAACCCGUUCCAACAAACUCCUACCUGGCUAUGACUGACGUCCUCCCCGGCAGCCAUGCCAGAGCUCCAGAGCCAGAGCUCCGCCUGGUCCUCCUCGGGACCAUCGGCUGUGGCAAGACCCUGUCAGGAGACACCCUCCUGGGCCAGUCCUCCUCCGGCCCUCCUUCCUCCGCUGGUUCUUCCCCCAGGCUUUGCCAGCUGAGGCCUGGGGCCUCCGAGGGCCGGAGGUUGACUGUGGUGGAGGCCCCUCGCUGGUACUGGAGCGGGGGCCACAUGGAGGCUGGGGUGAGGAAGGAGACAGAGAGGGCACUUGAGCUGGCUGCCCCGGGGCCACACGCCUUCCUGCUGCUGGUUCCUGUCGGCCAGUUCACCGAGGUGGAGCACAGAGUGCCCGCUGAGCUGGAGGAGGUGUUUGGGGAGGGGUGUUGA
Messenger RNA from Oncorhynchus masou masou (cherry salmon), 606 nucleotides. Its product is annotated as GTPase IMAP family member 4-like. The coding region runs from base 208 to 606 and encodes 132 amino acids. The transcript is spliced from 3 exons. Gene Ontology annotation, molecular function: GTP binding. The record is from RefSeq and is a predicted model, not a curated record. NCBI's taxonomy places the organism in Eukaryota, Metazoa, Chordata, Actinopteri, Salmoniformes, Salmonidae.